Messenger RNA from Drosophila novamexicana, 3434 nucleotides. Its product is annotated as 43 kDa receptor-associated protein of the synapse homolog. Bases 175 to 2064 code for a protein of 629 amino acids. The transcript has 9 exons. The record is from RefSeq and is a predicted model, not a curated record. Gene Ontology annotation, biological process: chemical synaptic transmission. Gene Ontology annotation, molecular function: acetylcholine receptor binding; protein-membrane adaptor activity. Lineage: Eukaryota; Metazoa; Arthropoda; Insecta; Diptera; Drosophilidae.
AUUUUAGUUUUAAGUUGUUUAAAAUGAAGCAACAAUUUUAACAUAAAUAGAUAAUUAAUAAAUUUUACAACUGUUUUGCUACGAUAGUUAAACAUUAUUACAGUUCGGGUCAAUAUAGUGAGGAUCUUUUUACUGUGACAACCAAAAAAGAAAGAAGCCUUAUAAGAAAGAGCCAUGUCAUGGGAGAGCAUCGCGUCAAAGGAUCUGCUUAGCAUCCCGCAAAGUCAUAAUUUAUCAGCAACACAUUUACUCGCGUCUCCCGAUGGAUCGCGAUAUUUGCUGGAUAAUUGCAAUGAUCUGUGCCAAUUUGAGGAGAAUUACUCGAGAAUUGCCGGACACGGCUCAAGCCCCGAUGGGGAUGUGGGACCACGUUCAUUGUGGGUUCGCCCGGGUUUCGCUCGUUCCGGUCAGGUUAACACCAUAAUCAGUUGUUUUUGGUCAUGUCAAAGAAGUCUGCGUCAGUAUAUAGCGAAACGAAAGAUCGAACGCGGAUUGAGAUUGUACGAGCAGCAUAAUCAGACUGCGGCAGUUCGCACCUGGCGGAGUGCAUUAAAGGGUACCUGCCGGCGGGAGGACUGCUUUCAGCUGUUAGGCUACCUGUACCAGGCACACAUGGACUGGGGCAAGUAUCGAGACGCCAUUGACUUUGGCCACCAGCAGUUGGGCAUUUCCGAGGAGCUGGAUUCGCCCAACAUGCGUGCCGAGACGUACUUGAACUUGAGCCGUGCUCACGCCAGCCUCGGUGGUCUGGAGCGGGCUCUGGCUUAUGCUCGUCAUUCGCUUUACAAUGAGUCCGGCACGAAAUGCCGCAGUGGCCUGGUACAUUUGACCGUGGCACGGGUCUAUCUGGAAAUGGGCGGCUUUUCGCGAGCUCUGGAAGGGUUGCAGGGUGCCCACAAGAUAGCCACUGCCAUUGGCGAUCCCUCGCUGGAGCUGCAGGUUUACGUGGCGCUCUCCGAACUCUUUAGCCGGCUGCAGGACAACGACAAGAGUGCAACAUAUGCAUCCAAGGCAUACGAUCUCUCCCGAUCCCUACAACUGGGUGACCUGAACUCCUGCCAUCACAGGGCCGCCUUGCUGCGAAUGGCAGCCUCAUUGCGCAAGCAGGGAGAGCUUGGAGAUGCCCACGACUAUUGCUUGGAAGCAACUAGGCUCUCAUUGAUUUCUGGAGAUCAGGCCACGUACACACGAAGUAUCCGUGUUAUGGGUGACAUUUACCGCAAGAAGAUGGAUAUUGACAGAGCAUUUCGGCAGUAUGAGCAGGCGAUGGGAACUUCGGCAACUUUGGGCGAUCGCAUGGCCCAGAUGGAGGCGAUGGAUGGCGCAGCCCGAUGUCUGGAAACCUUGCGACUGCAAAAUAAGAUCUGUAAUUGCAGGCCUUUGGAGUUCAAUACGCGGCUAUUGGAGGUCGCCAGCUCGAUUGGGGCGAAGUUGUUGGUUCGGAAAAUUCGCAGUCGGUUGGCACUCAUAUAUCGGGCCCUGGGCGACGAGGACCAGUGCAACACUCACCUCCGUUUGGCCGAUCAGACUGACGCGGCCCUUGGCCUGAUAUGUGGCGCCUGUGGAGAAGUUUUUGGCAUUCAGCCCGCCAGCCUGGAAGCCCUGCCGUGUGCGCAUAUACUGCAUGCCAGAUGUGCUCAUGAAAUUUUUCGCCGGCGGGAUAAGAGUAUAUCGGCGCGCUCGUGUCCGGCGUGCAAUAAAUUGCUGAGCUCCCGCCUGCAGCUCUAUGGGAACGAGAUCGCAGCCGAAACUGAGAACUUCGAUGGAGAUGGUGUUAGGAUCGCGACGCUAAACGCGAAUGGACUCAAUCUAGAUGGAUUUAUGUCGCUUAACUCGGAAACUCUGUUGCCGCUGUCAACGCGAGCCUCGGCUAAUGAGUCGGCCGUGUUCUCCAACGGGCUUCAAAAUAAAUCCAUGCCCAGCAUAGAGAACACGGCUCUACUCCUGACAGCAAAUGCUUCUCCCAACGCAGUCUACCGCAGCAAUUUGUCGCUGGCUUCCCUGAGUAUGCGAGCCUCGAGCCUGACCAUCGACAGCGGAAGGAACGCUACAUCUUCCGUCUAGACUCAAUGUCCAGAUAAUCAAACAUUAACGAGAAAUCUACCAGAGAAAUAACAUAGCUUAUAGACUAUAUUUUUUUUGAAAACUUAAACAAAUAAUUAUUUUUCUUAUAAUCGCUAACAAGGCUUUCGAGACUUUUCAGUUGUUGGAGAAAAAUUUGUGGGAGUGUGUUCCAUAGGACAUUUUUGGGAAUCUCGGCGUGAUAUUUCAUAUUUUAAGCUUUCCGAUUAUAAUGUACCAUUUUUUAUACCCUGAACCGAUCUGAAUGAAAUUUUCUGCAUUAAAUAGAUACUCGUAUAGAUCUUAUGCUCCUAUACUCCUUUAAAUAAUUUCCAGUUCAAAUUUGGGUAUUUAUUUAUUUAUUAGGGUAUUAUUCAUUUACAAUGUAAUGAUUUAGUUUGGUGAAAUUUUGUUAAAGCCUCAUCAAAAACAUAAUUUAGUUUCGAGUCUCUAACUGCAAUAAGUUAAGGAGGGCCAGACAGACAGACGGGCAUGGCCAGAGUAGAGUUUGGUUGGGAGAAACUUCUUUCUGCCUGUUACAGACAUUCGUACAAAACCAAUAUACAUUUUUUACCCACAUAUAAACAGUGAAAAACGAUUAAAGGGUUUAUUUUCAACUAUGAAGAAAUCGAAAGAUAUCGAUUUUCGAUUGCUCGGAAACGGGGAUUAUUAUUGAUAGUCGGGCAAAUAAACUCGUUCUAGGAGGAUCUACGUUAAUUUCAAGGCCCUAGCUCCUAUAAAUAUUGACCACGACCAUUCAAUUGUAAUAUCUGAAAUCAUAUUUGAUUUAUUUUGAGAAUAUAAAUAAAAAAUCCAAUAAGAGGAGGAGAAGCUUCAGAGCUCUGCUCCGUUUUGUUGGGUAAAAGGUAGAAAGAGAAAUAGACCCGAGUACCUAAAUCAAAAUGACAGACAAGUUGUUAAAGUUUCAAAGUUUUAAAGGAAUAGCUAGUUAUACAUAACACACAGAUAACGCAGAUUCCUACAUAUGUAGACUUUUAUAGCUCGUAAACAUAUAUUAAAUAACGCGAGUAUCCGUUAAUCGAUUCGUACAUAAAUAUUUUUGAAAUAGUAAUUGAGUAUGAAAAUAAAUACACUCAGAAAAUCUAUAUGAAUUAAUAAUUGAGCAUGAAAAGAAAUACACUCAGAAAAAAACUAAGCCGGAUGUCGAUUUCAAAUUUAGAAAUACAACUUUUUUCAGUAAUUAAGUUCUGAAAACAUUUUGAAAAAGAAUUUAAAUUCAAUUAACUAAAAAAAUUCAUGAACAUAUUUUUUGCCUUGAGAAAAACUAAGCCGGAUGUCGAUUUCAAAUUUAGAAAUACAACUUUUUUCAGUAAUUAAGUUCUGAAAACAUUUUGAAAAAGAAUUUAAAUUCA